Molecule: messenger RNA, 1859 nt
Organism: Manis pentadactyla (Chinese pangolin)
Lineage: Eukaryota; Metazoa; Chordata; Mammalia; Pholidota; Manidae
Product: spermatogenesis-associated protein 21-like
Molecular function (GO): calcium ion binding
Source: RefSeq, a predicted model, not a curated record
GUUGGGGGAGGAUGGACAAUGUGGGGAAGUUUCUGGAAACAGAGAGAUGGCAGCAAAAGAGAGAAGGAAUCUGGAGUGCUGGGGUGGACAUGGCAGUGAGGAGAGAAGUCGGGGAGGAGGAAAAGGAGGAGGCAUUGCCAUGCCUUUGGUCCUGGUCAGCUUUGAAACCCACUUGGGCCAAGGCUCCCUGUCAAGGGGAAGCCCAGUCUGGAAGAUCCUCACAAGCCAGUCCUGCCUUGAUAGGAGCUCAGAAGAAGGUGCCCAGGGCCUCGGAGAGGGCUUAGGAGGGGCUGAGCAGUUAAGACUGGGCCAGGGCCAGAGGAGAAGGAGGCAGGAGGCUGGAAGGCGGUUGGAGGAGACGACGAGGUGAUGUAGAGGUGAGGCGCUGGGGAGCGGCUGGGCCACUGGGACACAUCUUCCUGGAGUACUUUUUAAAAAGUGUUUUGUGGGCUUGCAUUGUUUGGAGGAGGGAACCUGGGGUAAAGUGGGCCAUAGCCCACCUUGGGCUGGACACCUCCCACCCACUCUGACUGUGGGACUCUCGGGCCUGCUUCUCCCUUGUUGAGAUGCCUUAAGGGAGGCAGAAAAUCAAAAGAACAGAGCAGCAGAUUCCCUCACAGAGAGGAGCAAGUCUGUGGUAAGGGACAUAGUGCAUCCUUGGCAGAGAGAUGUUAAAUCCACCCCAAUGCCAGCCUGGGGGCUGCAGGUCUGGGGCUCUGGACCAGCCUCAGAGCAUGUGGCUCUCUGCCUUUCAGACAGCAGAGGGCAGAAGACCAAGAGAGCCCUGUUGGCACAGAGAAUGUCCAGGCCUCCACGGAAGCCUGGAAGCCUGCUCACACGAGAUCCAGGACAGGAGCAGCCCGGCAGGAUGCAGAAAGGGAAGCUGCAGCCAGUGGCCAUGGCCCAGGGGGCUGAGCAGGCCUCACAGAGGGCCCGGGCAUUCACGGGCCUUGCAGCUGCCCAUUCAGCACAGUCAGGUGCAAAGACUUUUCCAAAUUCUUCCCCCUGAGGCAGCUUUGCAGAAGAAAACUUUCUACCCCUGACACCCCAGCAGCUGACAGCAUUCCAGGAUAUCUUCAAACUGUUCUGCUCCAGCCAGACAGGUACUGUAGGCACUGUGGACAUGCUGAGCAUGAAAGCCACGCUGCACAACGUGGGUAUCCAGCUGAGCCCACAGGAGAUGUGUGAGGCUCUACAGCAGGCCGACUUGGAUGGUGAUGGAACAGUGAGCUUCAGAGACUUUGGUGUCCUCACAGACAGCCCCCGCAUCCCUCAGGGCUUGGGCCAGGUGAGGAACAGCCGGGUGUGUGACCCCCAGGGCCUGCAGACCCUGUUCUGAGAGAUGCUGUUCAAGCUGAUGAGCCAGGGCUUCGUGCCGUACAAGUCAGUGCAGGAGGUGAUGAGCUGCUGCUCCAAGAAGCAGCAGGCUCUGCGGCUGCACCGAGGCUGGAAAGGCCGGUCCCGCAGCCCCUGCCGCACCGAGCGCGCUCACGCGGGCCUCACCUUCUUCUGCCAGGCCGCGCGCCUUGGCGGCCUUUCCAACGCGGAGCUGGUGCGCUUGCUGCGCAGACUGCGCAGAGCGGGUAAGCGCAGCCGCUACUCUCAGAUACCUAACCUGGCCGGGAGGACGCGGCUAGCACGCAAGACGGGGAACGGAGCCCCGAAUCGCAACGUCCGACUUCCCAAGACCUACCAGUCCAGCAGCCCCAGGCUCCGCCCAACCAGGGGCGGAUCCGCCAAGGUGAAAGCUGGGGAAGGAGGGCAGAAGCCCUUCUCCCCUUCGCCAACCUGUUUGCAGAGACCUGCUAUGAAGAACUUGUACAAGAAAAGUGUUUGCUGAGCGCAACAGGCUGUGCGUG